Molecule: messenger RNA, 1638 nt
Organism: Dichotomopilus funicola
Lineage: Eukaryota; Fungi; Ascomycota; Sordariomycetes; Sordariales; Chaetomiaceae
Exons: 4
Coding region: 1-1638 (545 amino acids)
Source: RefSeq, a predicted model, not a curated record
AUGGUUUCCUGGUCGCCAUUCUCCCGUCCCAGCCCCUUCUACAACCCAUCACCAGCAAUCCCCCCAGGACUCCCCCGGUCAAAACUCCAACGACAUCGUUUUCUCAGCAACCGAUGGGGCAACGAGCUAUAUGAGGCGGCAAGACCGUCGGCUGGCCAGCUCCCUCAGCGGCCCCAGUUUCGGAGCCAGAGGACCGAAAAGAAGGUUGCGAUCCCGAAACCCCUUUCUCGACGUUCGGCCGAUGAGACCACCAACAGGACCGGGCAGAGCCCGCAGUCAGGGAAACAAGGCGAUCCGGAAUGGUGGGAGGGCCUUGUGAAAACUCGUGAAUCCCGACGUGGGCGGGACGACGCGCAGACGAAGGCGCCACGGGAAAAGCUUCGCGUCCUCCCGAAGUUUACAGAUUUGUUGAAGACGGCACUACCUGGAACCGACGAGGCCGGCAACGCAGAAGUGGUGACACCAUCGGGCGAACCGCCCGGCUUGGGAAGCUUCACCUCACAACAACAACAAUAUCUUGAGAUUUCCAAACUCCAGCGAGAACGGGAAGCCGAUCAGAAGCGGCUAAAGGAACUCCAAUCGGAGCUGGUAAUUUCCAACAUGCAAAUUGACCGCAGCGUUCAACAACUCGCAGAAGCCAAACUUGCGUUAGAAGAAGAACAACAGAAACGAAUGCCACAAAAAACUAACCAACCUUCAUUGGAACAACCACCGCGUGGUCGAGCUGUAGCAACCAUGCCUUCUGGCGUCCUAGUAAACUCCAGGGAAGGGAAACAAGCCGUCACGCUCGCCUUCCAGAAACUACGAACCACCAUCCUCAAGUUUGCCGGGAGCUCGGCCGUCCAACUGGGCCCGUUGCCCCCCAAUCUCGUCGACGUAGACAACCUGCUCCAGCCCCAGGAAUGGAACCGUGCGAAUGCCGGGCAACGGCGGUACCGGAUCAUGGCCAAGAUCUUCCAGCUGCUGUACCGCCGCAUCUUCCGUCCGGGCCUGCGCAUCUUUGGCGUCCAGGCUUUUCUCCGGAGCGGGAUUUCCGCCUCGGAAGCUUAUCUUCGUGCGCUGGAGAAAGACCUUGAGGCAAAAGGAGUCACCUCAGCCAAACUCGACCACUGGAUCGCCACAACAAUCACCACCACCACCCCCCUCCGCGACAUCCCCAAAGGCGUCGAAGGCCUCGCCCAAGAACUCUUCGACGCCCUCCGACCCGUCAUCCGCUUCGCCUUCCGCCGCAACUCAGACUCCGUACACACCCAGAUCGCAACCAUCUGCAUCCAGGCAGUCGAACUGAAACUGACCAUGCGCCGGGCGGGAAGCAGGUACCGCAUCGAGGUCCCGUCAAGGGACACGAAGCGGUGGGGUGAGCCGGGGUAUGAUGAUUUGACGGGGGGGUUACCGCCUGUGGCGUGGUUAACGGUUGUGGAUCGGGAGCCAUUGAGACAGCCGGGAGGGAAUGUGGUGUAUGUUCCGUUUGGUGCGCUGACGGGAGUUGGGGAAUGGGCUGGUGGGGAGAAAGCUAAGAUGGUGUUUGAGAGGGGGGAUUUGAAGUUGAAAAGGAAGAUUGUUGAGGUGGAGGAAACUGAAGAUGUUGAGGGGCCGCCUCGUAAACGGGCAAGUCUUGACAAGGCGACUCAGGGGUAA